UGAUCGUUCGUUUUUGAACUUACAAAUAUCUAAUUGUAGUUCAAGUUUUCUGUUCUUGUGUUUUAUAGAUUGAUGAUGAUGAGAAGGUCACAAUGAUCGAUUUUCCACAAAUGGUUUCUGUCUCGCAUCGUAAUGCACAAAUGUAUUUUGAUCGUGAUGUUGAAUGCAUCUUCAAAUUUUUUAGGAAAAGUUCCUUUCUCUUACAGGUUUAACAUGUCAUUCCAUGAGACUGUGGAUGACGAAAAUGAUGUAGAGAUCGACAAUGAUGAAGGUGCGAGGCCUUGCUUUUCUUCGAUAUCAAAAGGUGCUGGAAGUCUAGACAAGGAGCUUGCUGCCAGUGGUUUCACACUAAAGGAUCAGGAAGACAUUGAAAAGUUUUUUGAAGGUGGAAUCGAGGGAGAUGCAGAUUCAGGCGAUGAAGAAGCUGAAAGCUUCAAGUUUGAUGAAAUGGACACCAAUGUGGUGGAACAACAUCUACACAUGUCAGACGAGGUAUUCAUUUUAUCAUUUUGAUUCCAACGGAUCUAAUC
Messenger RNA from Cucurbita maxima (winter squash), 530 nucleotides. RefSeq names its product serine/threonine-protein kinase RIO2-like. The transcript is spliced from 5 exons. The record is from RefSeq and is a predicted model, not a curated record. Gene Ontology annotation, cellular component: preribosome, small subunit precursor; cytosol; nucleus. The coding region runs from base 133 to 513 and encodes 126 amino acids. Gene Ontology annotation, biological process: maturation of SSU-rRNA. NCBI's taxonomy places the organism in Eukaryota, Viridiplantae, Streptophyta, Magnoliopsida, Cucurbitales, Cucurbitaceae. Gene Ontology annotation, molecular function: protein kinase activity.